Messenger RNA from Onychostoma macrolepis, 2274 nucleotides. RefSeq names its product RAB3A interacting protein (rabin3) (gene rab3ip). Gene Ontology annotation, cellular component: Golgi to plasma membrane transport vesicle. The record is from RefSeq and is a predicted model, not a curated record. Gene Ontology annotation, biological process: exocytosis. NCBI's taxonomy places the organism in Eukaryota, Metazoa, Chordata, Actinopteri, Cypriniformes, Cyprinidae. Gene Ontology annotation, molecular function: guanyl-nucleotide exchange factor activity. The transcript is spliced from 12 exons. The coding region runs from base 378 to 1685 and encodes 435 amino acids.
GCAAUAGUAGGAAUCGUAUUUUCGACAGGCAGCACAAUCAUGAAGCGGGAUGGUGGCAGCCGGUGGCUCUGUUGUGUCUUUGUCUGGCCCUGGUUUCUGUCGUUAGCCGAAGACUAGUUUAUUACGAGAAAAACAUGCGUUGUGAGAGGAGACGCGCGAGUCGUGUGAUCGUGCAAGCGUUAAUGUGUUAAUAUUAAUUAUAUCCGUGUAUUUUCUUGAAGGAGGAGCGGGAUACAUGACAGACAAACAAUCCUUUCAGGACAUGUGAAGACAAAUCAGGAACCAGACGUGGUUUAUGAGGAGAAAAGUUUGUUCUGCUGUUCCUGCUGACUUGUGUUCUAAAGCUUUACACAUCAUUUCAUCACAAUGAUCACUGUAUGAAGAUAUUUGCGGCUAUGGCCAGUGAACCACUCGAAGGGUUCCAUGAGGUGAACCUGGCGUCACCCACCACCCCAGAUCUUCAUGGUGUUAUAGACCCGAGCCCACCAAAGCACAACGCUCCCCCCAGCACACUGUAUCGCACACACUCCUUGACUUCUAGCCAGAACGCACCCAAUGCUCUCAGAGCCGACCAGCUGCCCACCCAGCCCGUGUACUCGACCCCCUGUCACCUCGGCACAGAGGACACCCUCAAUGGCAGUGGAAAUGAUCCUGCAGUGGAUACAGUGGAGGGCAACGUUCCGUCCGCUGAUGGAGAGGAUGUUCUGGGCCUGAGCACAGACAGUCUGUCCCGUCUCAGAAGUCCAUCAGUUAUGGAAGUCCGAGAGAAAGGCUACGAGAAGCUAAAGGAGGAGCUCGCCAAAGCACAACGGGAGCUUAAGUUAAAAGACGAGGAGUGUGAGAGGCUUUCUAAAGUGAGAGACCAGCUGGGGCAGGAGCUGGAGGAACUCACUGCUAGCCUUUUUGAGGAGGCUCAUAAGAUGGUGCACGAAGCAAACCUGAAGCAAGCCACUGCUGAAAAACAACUGAAGGAGGCACUGGGAAAGAUUGAUGUUCUGCAGGCCGAAGUGGCUGCUUUGAAGACUCUGGUCCUGUCAACCUCUCCUACAUCCCCCUGUAAAGAAAUGCCCCCCGGACCCAAAGCCCCCUUUAAGAAAGGCCACGGUCGAAACAAGAGUACGAGUAGCGCCAUGUUGGGCAGCCAACAAGAGGUUGCAGUGACGCAGCCCUUUGUACGUGAGUGUAAAGAGGUGGAUUCACUGCUCUUCAACGAGUUCAAAGUCUGGAAAGAGGAGCCGACCCUGGAGAGAAGCUGCUCCUUCCUCGAGCGCAUUUACAGAGAAGACAUCUACCCAUGUCUGACCUUUUCUAAGAGUGAGCUCGGAUCGGCGAUCCUGGAGGCGGUGGAACAGAACACACUGAGCGUGGAGCCGGUGGGAUUCCAGCCGCUGCCGGUGGUCAAAGCGUCUGCUGUUGAGUGUGGAGGACCCAAGAAAUGUGCCCUAUGUGGUCAAACCAAAACCUGCAAGCACAGAAUCAAGUUUGGCGACUCCAGCAACUAUUAUUAUGUAUCUCCGUUUUGCCGUUAUCGGAUCACGUCUGUCUGCAACUUCUUCACCUACAUUCGUUACAUCCUCCAAGGAUUAGUCAAACAACAAGAUGCAGAGCAGAUGUUCUGGGAGGUCAUACAGCUACGCAAGGAGAUGUCCAACGCCAAGCUGGGGUACUACAAAGAUGAACUGUGAACAGAGCCAUUACCGUCAUGGGAACGCCAUCGUCUUAAACCGGCCGCUCCUUGACAUGAUGGAGUUUACCAGUCCUGUCAGAGUGGCUUCCCAGGGACCACCACACCUCAUUAUAUUUAUUGAAACAGAAGGAGAAGAUGACACUAAAGCAUGAACUGUAGCUGGAGGUUGUGUUCUCUCUGAAGAAUCUGUUCAGUGAAGGAUGAAUCACACUCAAAUAAACGCGUCUCAACCUCUCUUAGAUUGAUAUGUUCAGUGCUGUAGCUAGCUGUGUGCUGUUGUGCUGUUGUGUUUCUAUAUCUGGAAUGUUGUGUGUAUCCUCUCGGACCACUAUAUGUAUUUCCUCAUGAGACUCAUCUAGCCUCCCUCAUUUUGAUUUUAGUGCCUUUCUGGAAGCCUGAAUAAAGUUGUGCACCUCCGGAGGAGAAUUAAUGCUGGUGUUUGUCCUCAUGAAGCGGUGACCUCUCAGAGCCACAGCAUGUGAAAAUACAUGGAAGACUUUCUCUGCUGUAAAGGGCCGUUCACACCAAGGAUGAUUAAUAUAAUGAUAACUGUAACUAUAAAAAUGUGAUAAUCAUUCCAAUUCUGA